AUGACGCGCCGAGCACGCCAUUCCGCCAUCUCUUACGACUCGGACGCGUCUUACUCCCCCCAGAACGAAUUUGACGAUGGUGGUCUCUUUGACAAAGUUGAGCCCCUUCACUCGGAUACGUAUGCGGAGGCAACGGAUGUAGAGGACUUGAACUUCAAUGACGCAGACGGAUUCGUCGACGCUGACGUUGAAGACCAAGUCCAGCUCUUCGGUGGCAACGUUCAUCCACCUGAGUACUACCGGGAAGCCGUUGAGAAAUUCAACGAGACCGCCUACGAAGCUCAAGACUAUAGCGACGGUAGUCUACUGCUCCUCGAUGCCUGCGACGCACAAUGGCGCCAGUACUGCGAGGUGCUGGGUUGUGACCCCCAAAAAUGUUUGGAGUCUGUCUCCGAGUCCAGCUCCCUGCGGCUUUUGUAUAAUUUUUUUGACUGGUCCCUCAACCAGAAGGUCGGUAAGGAUGGCAGGAAAAGGCGAGGAACGAGGAAGAGCAGCUCUUUGAGCACAUACUGGAAAGUCUUCCGACUCGUCUUCGAGAGAGCCACUGGAGACAAACUCGACCCGAAACUAAAUCGGCGUAUGCACAAGGUUCUCCGAGACCUCUCCAAAAAACAUGACUUGAGCGACCAGAGGCGAGCGAAUCGAUGCAUGACGAUCGAAGAUCUCAAGGAGCAAAUCGAAACGACAAUUAGCACGACAAAAAUCGUUCAGGCUUGGGGAACUUCGGAUCCUUGCUGUUCUCUUUCUCCUUCUUCUUGCACCCGCUGGAGCUCGCCCCACAUCCAUCCUGCGUCUCCGGUUUGGAGACAUCCGGCUCGCACUGCCUUCACGAAAACGUACCUCGGUGUCAAAGAUGCGAAAACAUUUCCUCUUCCAGAGACCUUGGCCGACCCUUCCUUGCUACUCAAUCCUCACAUCUUCCUGCUAGGCAUUCUUUUCCGCCAUCGCGCGUUCCGAGCAACAAGUCUCAAUUCACCCGCACAGCUUGCCAAUCUUGAUAUCCACCCUGAGGAGCGGGAGCUACCUCUGCCGCUCAAGGACGAUCUAAAAGACACAUAUAUAUUCCGACGGGCUAUGAAAACCUUUAUCGGCUAUGAGCUAUCCCAGGACAAGCCUCUUUCUUACCAGAUGAUUGCACAAUGGAUCAGAAGGGUUGGCGAAAUAUUGGGGUUGGAAUACCCCACCAUCCCCUACAACUUGCGUUAUAAUGCGGCCAAUGAGUUCGAUCGAACCGAUAUCAGCGAGUCGCUGCGAAAUCUUGCUCUAGAUCACGCCAAUUCGAAUCCCUUUCAGAAGCACUACCUGGGACGGGAGAGCAAGACCUUCGGCAUCAUCGCCCAGGUUCAAAGAAGCACAUGGAACUCCGCCGUCGACUGA
Molecule: messenger RNA, 1377 nt
Organism: Hirsutella rhossiliensis
Lineage: Eukaryota; Fungi; Ascomycota; Sordariomycetes; Hypocreales; Ophiocordycipitaceae
Exons: 7
Coding region: 1-1377 (458 amino acids)
Source: RefSeq, a predicted model, not a curated record